Molecule: messenger RNA, 313 nt
Organism: Amoebophrya sp. A25
Lineage: Eukaryota; Dinophyceae; Syndiniales; Amoebophryaceae
Source: the annotation of a GenBank genome assembly
CGGCGUUGCGCGUGAUAUAUCGUGCGAUGAUUUUGGAAGUUCGUCUAGUGCUGCAAGCAGCUCAUCCGCGCUUGGUGGAUCGGUUUCCACUGAAGCUACAGCAUUCGCAUCUUCUGGUCUGCAACUUGCCGCACCAACAGCCUCACCUUCAUCUUCCGGUGUUGUCCAAGAGCAAUUAUGCUCUGUCCUAGAUGCGUUCGACCUAUGGGAACCGAUUCUAUCGUUUGCGGUCGACUGGCCUAGAUCGUACGGAAGGCUGAGCUCUGUGUGUCGGAAGUGGCAAAAGUUGUGCAGCAAUCCCGUAGUGUGUUAA